Molecule: messenger RNA, 1767 nt
Organism: Anolis carolinensis (green anole)
Lineage: Eukaryota; Metazoa; Chordata; Lepidosauria; Squamata; Anolidae
Product: epoxide hydrolase 1
Exons: 9
Coding region: 125-1555 (476 amino acids)
Biological process (GO): epoxide metabolic process; arachidonate metabolic process
Molecular function (GO): epoxide hydrolase activity
Source: RefSeq, a predicted model, not a curated record
ACUAGGAAAAUACGUUAUCUCUUCUCUAGUGUGGUUCGCAACCAGAAGCCAUUCGAGCUUGCAAGCACGAGUGAAAGCUUUGUGUCCAACUGGUUGCUGUUUCCAGCCAGGCCCUGUUGCAGAAAUGUGGCAGGACAUCCUCCAAAGUGUCCGGUCUUACGACGUACCCCAGAGAAAUGUGAUCGUGGCUUCCUGUGCCCUAGGAGGUGGAGGCCUCCUUGUUUUUUGGCUUCUGACCAGGCAAAGGAAAAGGACCAUAGAAAUGGGAGAGGGAUGGUGGGGCUUUGGUGAGAAAUCCUCAAACAACGAAGAUGAAAGUAUUAGACCUUUCGAAGUGAAAACGUCUGAGAAAGAAAUCCAGGAUUUGUACCAGCGUCUCGAUCUGGCACGCUACACACCACCAUUGGAAGGGGCUGCUUUCCACUAUGGUUUCAACUCCAACUAUCUGCAGAAAGUGGUCUCAUACUGGAGGAAUCAGUUUGACUGGAAUAAGCAAGUCGACAUUCUCAACCAAUACCCACAUUUUAAAACGACUAUUGAAGGGAUUGAAAUUCAUUUUAUUCAUGUGAAACCAACUCACAUCCCGAGUGGUCAGACUCCCAGACCUUUGCUGAUGGUACACGGCUGGCCUGGCUCCUUCUAUGAAUUCUAUAAGAUCAUCCCCUUGCUUACCAAUCCAGUUGGUUCUGGCUCAAGCGGAGAGAAUCUGGUCUUUGAGGUCAUCUGUCCAUCCAUCCCAGGCUAUGGCUUCUCUGAGGCUCCACAUAAACAGGGUUUUGAUAUGACGGCUGCUGCUAGAAUCUUUCACAAGCUGAUGCAUAGACUGGGAUUCCAAGAAUAUUACUUACAAGGUGGAGACUGGGGUUCUGGGAUCACCACACACAUGGCCCAGAUGCUACCAAAAUCUGUGAAGGGGCUUCAUCUGAACAUGGUAUUCCUUAGCAAAUUUAGUUGCAGUGAUUUGAUAUCUUUAUUACUGGGAGCCUAUGUACCAUGGUUGGUCGGCCUCACCAGGGAGGACUCACGCCGUUUAUUCCCAUACUUUAAGACGCAAGUGUCUUUUACUUUGCGUGAGAGUGGCUACAUGCAUAUCCAAGCCACCAAGCCAGAUACAGCAGGAUGUGGGUUGAAUAACUGUCCCGUGGGACUUGCUGCAUACAUCCUAGAAAAAUUCUCUACAUGGACAGAUAAAUCAUUUCCGAACUUGGAUGAUGGCGGUUUAGAGAGGAAAUACUCACUGGAUGACCUAUUGACCAAUGUCAUGAUUUACUGGGUGACAGGCUCCAUUGUGACAUCAAUGCGCUUUUACAAGGAGAAUCUUUCCAAGAAUCCAAGCACUACUCCCAGUGGCAGGACAGCAGUUUAUGUUCCCACUGGUGUUACUGCCUUCCCUGAUGAACUUUUACAUGCUCCGCCUUCCUGGGUAAAGAGGAAGUUUAAAAACCUCGUCACUUACUCCUACAUGCCACGGGGUGGUCACUUCCCUGCCUUUGAGGAGCCACAGCUUUUGGCUCAGGACUUCAAGCAAUUUAUUCGGAAAGUGGAACAUCUGUGAGGCAACAGAAGGGCAUAAGCACGGCAAAAAAAAGCUGUAAUCCAAGUGCAAAAACCCUCUGGCAAGUUAAGUAAAAUAGUAUUAUUACAUUAAUGCUUGAGCUUUCAACAGUCAUUUAUUCUAUUAUGAAAAACUACUGUAAGAAUCUAACGUUUUUUUUUUUAAAAAAAGAGUGCAGUAGUCAUAUUAAAUUGGUUCUUAUAACAAGUAAA